Messenger RNA from Stegostoma tigrinum, 2397 nucleotides. RefSeq names its product cilia and flagella associated protein 100 (gene cfap100). The record is from RefSeq and is a predicted model, not a curated record. The coding region runs from base 244 to 2106 and encodes 620 amino acids. Lineage: Eukaryota; Metazoa; Chordata; Chondrichthyes; Orectolobiformes; Stegostomatidae. The transcript has 17 exons.
AUGCCCCUGUGAGGGGGCGGUGAUUAUGUCGGUCGGCGGUGCGGCCGGAAUUAGUUUUCGGGGGAAAUACACCGUGAGCUGAGAAUUGUGUGAAAAUAAAACGUGCUAAAGGGGGGGCCCACCGUUGCCAGGAGACGGUGCGGUUUCGGUUUCCAUGGGAACGGAGCAGGACGCCGGCGGCGAAGCGCGAGCGGACUUCAGCCCCCGCCAUCACCAGGGACAGAGAGUGUGCAAUAAAUAUCCAUGGAGGAGUUGUCACCAAUCACAUCCUCUGAGACACAGGCACCUGAGAAUGAAGACACUCAAAAUGUUUCAAAAACAUCACAGACUGUGUCUCAACAUUCUGGAAAACUGACUGCUGAGAGUGAAAAGUAUCUAGCUUCAGCAUGCCCAACAUUCCUCAAUGAGAGACGCAACCCUUUCAAGAUUCCUCAAGACUGUGAUAUCUUUGUGCUUCGAGAUAUUGAAAGAGAACGGAAGAAAAAGGAACAAAAUGAACAAAAGAAACUCAAGAUUCAUGAGAAGGUCACAUAUGCAGCUCGAGUUAAUGCAAAAUUUGGCAGCCCCCAAAAGGUAGAGGAAGAACCAGAGGAGGAUUCAGAGGCUGAGCAUCAGGCCAAUGUGAAAAAGUUGUCUGCUCUCAAAAGUGAUCCAUCAUGGAAGGUCAAAGUCACAAGAGAUCGACAGAUUGAGAAAGAAACCUUGAAUGAUUAUAUCAACAAGAAAAGAGAAAUGUUUAUGCUGCAGUACUCACUGACCAUGAAGAAGGAUGAGAUGAGGAAAUUGGAUGAAGUGGCUGCCGCAGAGGAGAUGAAACUUGAGAAGGCUGAGCAGUACCUUGAGGAAGACGCAGCCAUGUUUGAUGAGUUCUUGAAAGAAAAUGACAAAAAUUCAGUGGAAGCGAUGCAAAUAGCUGAACAGGAGACAAAACUGAAGCUGGAGAAAGUAGCUGAAAUCAAGAAAGUGACAACGCAAAUGAUGGCAGUGAAAAAUGAUAUCGUCAAGUUUGAAGAGACACUGAAGGAUUACCAGGUGUACAGAGACUUUCUGAUCAAACUCUCUCCCAAAGAAUGGAAAGAGGAGAGGGAGAGAAAGAAGAAUAAAUUAAAGACGUCGAAAACCUCCCUAAAGGAGAAAUCUGGGGAGUCGCUUAUGAAACCAUCCGUUCCAUCAGUGACCUUACGAAGGCAGGGCAGCAAGGCCAACAUUCAGUCAAGCAAGGAAAUUCGAACAAUCUUGUUGGGCGUGAAGCCCUCACUCGACAGGAGGAAGAGUUCUGCUGUCUCUACAACGAGAGAGUCUGAGCCCGAGUGGUCUGACAGUGACGAGAAUCCCCACAUUAGGAAACAUCCUUUCUACAGAGAUAAUGGGAACUGCACAUGCUGGAGAAUCCAAGAUAACAAGGAUCAGGAACUUUACUUCACAGAUCCCAAGCAGCUCCUAGACAUCUACACCGAGCUGGAGGAACAAAACCUGUCGCUAAUUCUCAACUCGCAGGAAACUGAGGAGGCAGUGGAGGAGAUCAAACAGGCCAUGGCUACUGCCCACCUUAAGAUGAACUGUGAGACAGAUUUUCUGAAGCAGCAGCUGAACAUGCUAAAUGAGGCUGUAGCCAAGGAGGAGAGCAGGGCUGCAGAACUCGAACUCAAAGCCAAGAUGUUCUCCUUCAGCCAAAGCACAAUUGAAGAUCAGGAUAAAAUGCUGGAAUCUCUGGAUCAGAAAGUGGGAGAGGUUUACAGAGCCUGUAUUGGUGAGAAUGAGGCCAACAUGAGCACGUUACAGAUGCUAACCAGUAUCGAGAACUACCUGGAAGACCUGUUUGAGAAUCUGGAGAAGUUUCCUCGGGAGAAGGUGGAAUUGGCACAAAGGAACAAAGAAAAGGAAAGAAGGAUGAGGGUCCGGGAGGAGAGACUGAUGGAAGAGAAGCUUCACCAGGAAGAGCGAAUCCAUCGAGCAAUCAUCAGAUCUCAGGCUGAACACCAGAAAAAGACUGGUAGGAAGCUCGUGUAUCGAUCAAACCCACCUUUAAUGAAGGAGCUGGAAAAACAGAACCAGAUUACCACUGACAAGGAGAAGGAGGAAAACGAGUAUUACUUUAGCAUGUAAAUCUGUGGUUUAGGAAAUUCUACAUCACAUUGGCAUCUCUGCAUUGUAAUGUUUCCCCAGGGCUCAAGGCUUGCAAUGAAGUUUUACUUCAAACAGUUUCCAUUGAUUUUUCUCUUUUCAAAUCAAAGCAACCCCACAGGCACAAUCUGCAGCUGCAAGCACCUAAAACAUUUUAUAAAGUAUGAGAAGUUUUAGUUUUCUCGUUUAUGGGGCACUGUAAGUUUGCAGUAUGUAUUCACAGAGAUAGUAUAAAUGAUUGAAAUAAAUUUGACUUUUUUUUGCCCCUUUCAA